Messenger RNA from Polychytrium aggregatum, 1182 nucleotides. Its product is annotated as transferase family-domain-containing protein. NCBI's taxonomy places the organism in Eukaryota, Fungi, Chytridiomycota, Chytridiomycetes, Polychytriales. Bases 1 to 1182 code for a protein of 393 amino acids. Gene Ontology annotation, molecular function: acyltransferase activity, transferring groups other than amino-acyl groups. The record is from RefSeq and is a predicted model, not a curated record. The transcript has a single exon.
AUGGACACCGUUGCGCACGUCUUUCUGUUUGCGCUGGUGUACAUCUACCCGCCCGGCGAGUAUCCCCAGUCGCUCCUGGAAGAGUCGUUCUGGUCUGUGAUGGAGGACUAUCCCAUCCUCUUUGGCCGAGUCCAGCACGGCGCAGACAACGGCUCUGCCUCUGUGCUGAUCGACCCGGAGCUCAAGCCCUUGCUGCUCUUUGUUGACCGACCCGAGGACCACAUCGCUCUUGCCCAGGAGCGACCGCUCAAUCUCCUGCCCCUGCGCGACGAGCGCAUUUUCGCAGUCAAGGUCUCCAAGCUCGCUCACGGCGCCCUCUCUAUCGGGCUGUCGGCGCACCACAGUGUCCUCGACGGAGAUUCCAUGUUCCAGCUGAUGGAGUCGUGGGGCCGUGCUUUCCGUGGUCAAUCAAAGCUGAUGCCCUGCCACGAUCGCAGUCUCCUCUUCAGCACCGGCCCUCCGGCCAGGGCUCACCCCGAAUAUUUCACUGUGCCUGUUCCAAUCGAGGCCCUCCAAGCCAAGGCAAGGUCUUCUUCUGGCCCACCUUCGACGACCAGCGUCUCGCUCUACUUGUCUCCCGAGGAGCUGGUCAAGCUCAAGAACUGGACCAAUCCCCCAGACCAGCCGGCCGGCCACUUUGCCAGCACAAUGGACUCUUUCAUCGGCCUUGUGACUAUGGUUGUCGGUGCCGCCCGCGAUCCUCAGUAUAGCUUCCGUUCCAGCAACGCCAUCAACGGCCGAGCGAAGCUUGGUCUGCCUCCCAACUACUUUGGUAACGCCGUGUUCACUGCCAUCAUGGAGCAUCGCCAAGAGUGGAUCGGGCUGGACCAAGACAAGAUCGCCCAAGCAGCAAGGCGGGUUCGACAGGGUAUCGAGAGAACGAGCGCUGAGUUCAUGCGAGACACCGUCAACUAUCUCGAUACCCAGCCCAGGCAAGAACGUAUUGUACUUUCCAUUCAGAUCGGAAAGGACUUUAUCGUAAGCUCCUGGUCCGGCAUGGGCUUACUCAAGCCCGACUUUGGAUCCAAGCCAGUCUAUGCCGGACCAGUCCGAAUCGAACUCGAUGGAUGUGCGUUUAUUUUGGACUCGCCGCAGGGAGGUCUUGAGGCCUGUGUUUCGAUCAACAAGUCUGUUGGUGAGAGACUUCCGGGGCUGUGGCAAUCUGUCCGAGAUAGACUUUGA